Cucurbita pepo subsp. pepo (vegetable marrow) is the source of this 1086-nucleotide messenger RNA. It is a transcript of the gene CPB, whose product is annotated as Subunits of heterodimeric actin filament capping protein Capz superfamily. Gene Ontology annotation, molecular function: actin filament binding. Gene Ontology annotation, biological process: cell morphogenesis; barbed-end actin filament capping; actin cytoskeleton organization. The record is from RefSeq and is a predicted model, not a curated record. NCBI's taxonomy places the organism in Eukaryota, Viridiplantae, Streptophyta, Magnoliopsida, Cucurbitales, Cucurbitaceae. Gene Ontology annotation, cellular component: F-actin capping protein complex; cytoplasm.
CUCUAGAUGCACAGAGAAAGAUCUCGUUCCCGCGAGGGAAGCUCGGAUCAAACCAGAGGCUCUCCUCCUUUUCUCCUCCAACCCAACAAAAAGCAACCAACAAAAUCAAUUUUCUUUUCGAAUUCUCUUCCAUUUCUCCUUUCGUUUUCGCUUCUCAUUUGAAUCUUGUUUUCAGAAAUUGUGUCUCCUUCUGGUGCUGCGUUGAUUUUGAGGCGAAAAACACAGGAAACAAUGGAAGCGGCCAUGGGAUUGAUGAGGAGAAUGCCUCCAAGGCACUCCGAAACAGCGCUUUCGGCUCUUCUCACUCUCUUGCCUCAUCACUCUUCCGAUCUACUGUCUCAGGUUGACCAGCCUCUUCAGGCUUUAUGCGAUGUGGAUAAUGGGAAGGAAUUUAUUUUGUGCGAGUACAACAGAGAUGCAGAUUCAUACAGAUCACCAUGGUCAAACAAAUACCAUCCACCAUUGGAAGAUGGAUCGAUGCCAUCCAUAGAGAUGAGGAAACUUGAGAUUGAAGCAAAUGAAGUAUUCACAAUCUAUCGUGACCAGUAUUAUGAAGGUGGCAUUUCAUCUGUGUAUAUGUGGGAAGAUGACGAAGAAAGUUUCGUUGGCUGUUUUUUGAUAAAGAAAGAUGGCUCAAAGACUGGUCAUGGUCGAAGGGGAUUUCUACAGGAAGGAGCAUGGGAUGCUAUUCAUGUUAUUGAGGUGAGGCUCGAAGAUGAGGGUACAGCUAGCUAUUGUUUAACGAGUACAGUCAUGCUGUCGUUGACAACCGAUAACAAUACAGCCGGGACUUUUAGCUUGUCUGGUUCAAUUAGAAGACAGAUGAAGAUGAAGCUCUCAGUUGCCGAAGGCCAUCUCUGUAACAUGGGUCGAAUGAUUGAAGAAAUGGAAAGCAAGCUGAGGAAUUCACUAGAUCAGGUCUAUUUUGGGAAAACAAAAGAGAUGGUUUGCACCUUGCGGCCACCCUCAGAAGUGGGGCAUAUGAAAUUACCCGAAAAGUGACCACUGGAUCAUACAGAACUGAAUGGCUUAGCGGGUGGAUUAGUUGUAAGUCGUUUUUCAUGCUCUUCUGUAACAAUGUGGUUU